Messenger RNA from Paramacrobiotus metropolitanus, 1569 nucleotides. RefSeq names its product sterile alpha motif domain-containing protein 15-like. Lineage: Eukaryota; Metazoa; Tardigrada; Eutardigrada; Parachela; Macrobiotidae. The transcript is spliced from 3 exons. The record is from RefSeq and is a predicted model, not a curated record. Gene Ontology annotation, molecular function: protein binding. Bases 345 to 1169 code for a protein of 274 amino acids.
CUUUUACCAUAAAAGCUUUUACGCUUUACUGGCUUAUUAAUGCUGCUACAAUUCAGCCGGAGACGGUGAUGCUGAAUAGAUAUCCGACUGAUUUAUCAGCCGGACAGACCACUAAUCCAAAACUGACCAAUGGCGUACAAUGUUUACUUAUAUUUUCAUUAGCAACAGCAGACAGUCACGAAACAUGCCAGUUUCAUUGAUUGAUAGAAUUGUUCUAAUAACAUAACAACAUUACCGCAUUUACCGGUAAAGUACUGUAUGUAUCAACAUAGGCACGACAAACUGCAGUUCAUCCUUGCUGUAUAUUUCAAAUCACCCUAUUGUGACCUUUACGGUGCGGCACUAUGAUAGGGAUGGGGAAAACGAAAUUUUUUCCGGAUAUACCUAUCGACACAUUCAAAAAUUUCGUUCGUUUGCAAGACCCUUAUGAACAUGCUCGUGAUAAAGAAAGGCGCCAGCAGAAUGAACCGUUUACCCAACCGCUGUAUAUUGGUACACCGGUAUAUGACCUUCAUCCGGAUGAACCCACCUUCCACAAAACGUCAUCCAAAGAAUUCCUGGCAGAGGCGACAAAGAGCUAUGAAAUCGUUAAACUGGAUAGGUCAGCGCAGAUUAUUGCUGCUGAAGCCACACAAAUGCAGCCGAUCCCCGGCUCACUACGAAGCAGUGAAGAAAGACGGAGCUUUAACGAAAAUAAAACACCGCAUUGGGAAACGCUCCUACGUCGACAACGAAUGGACAGGGUCAAACGGUCUGAUGCGAAGAACCCGUUGGUGCCACGCUGCAUCAACUGGACGGAAGAAGAUGUUCUGCACUGGCUGAACAGCAUUGGUAUGGGAAAGUAUGAGGAAACAUUUAUAUACAACGGCAUUGAUGGAAUUCGCCUUUGCAUUCUGGAAACAAAUCGCUUGGGACAAAUGGGAAUUCACGACUGGGACGAUUUAAAGGUUCUGGCGGCAGCAAUACGUAAUGAAACAAAGCGCCCAGUUUGUCCCGUUCCACACACUCGCAAUGUAGCCAGAAAGCCUUUGGAAGAUAUUGAUUCAUAUCUGGAGUUCAAGAAUGUCCGGGGAGAUCGAUCUGAUUUUACCAGCUUCAAAAAAUUUACAAACGAUCAUGAAAAUGUAAUCUGGAACACCCAGGAGAAAACUCUGCAGUACCCGGGAUGAUUAAUAGAGGAGUACACAAACCGCUAUAAAAGACACAUUUACACAGCUUUCCAGUUCGCUGUUUUACGCAUUUGUACUUAUAGCCGCUGCUCACCGGCGUUAUUCGGUUGCUUAAUAAUAUCGGCGAAGCUGCAAAAAACUGCAAAAAUUAUGAUAGAUAAGUUAAACCUUAAAUUACGGAACUGCAGUCUAUUGCAAAAACAAACAAAAAACGGUUUCAAAUUUUAUAAGAUUACAAUCUAACAUACUUUUCACAAGCCGCUUUUUUAUAUGGGAUUUCCAUGCGUGCAUGUACAAGACGAGAAUAGUUCCUAGCCAGUUGAAUUCGUAGAAGUCAACAUUUGCGAAGAAAACAUUUUUUCCGCUUUGAAUUUCGUAGCCAGGCCGUAUCGAUUGCGAU